AUGUCGAUCCGUGGCAUGGUGACGGGAGGGGGGGGUUGCUCCGUGCCGGGCGAGCGGCCGUCGGCGUCGACCAGCAACCCGCUCGGCGCGCUUGCGGACUCCAUCCUGGGCUCCGCCGCGAAGCAGCAGGAAAGGGUUCGUGAGCUGCCGAGCCUGGCCGGUCCGGGCCAAGCCUCGGGCAGCAACCUGUUUGGUCCGGCGGAAGCAGGAGCGGGACCAGCGAUGAUGCCGAUGCCAGGCGCCGACAUGCAGAGCGCCAUGGGUGGACCCAUGGGGGGACCGAUGGGGGCCAUGGGGGGCAUGGGGGGCAUGGGGCCGUCAAUGCAAGCGCAGCAGUUCCUCUCCUCCUUCCACGCAGCAGGCCCGGCAGCAGCGCCACCUGAUGCUCACCUAGAGGCCCUGUGGAACGAGGCUCGGCACACCCAGGCCUUGCCGCCAGGCAUGGCAGCAGGCAUGGCGCCCCCGGACGCAGCAGCAGCGGCGCAUUUUCGCGAGUUUGAGCAGAUCUUUGGCGGCAUGUCGCUGGAUGGGGGCGCUGCUGCUGCCAGUGGCGAUGCUGCCAUGCAACCGCCUGCAAUAAGUGCGUUGCUUCCUCCUCUCCCCUCCACUUUCCACCAUCCCCAUCCACUUAACUGCUCUGCGUUUCCUCCGUUACCCAUCUCCCCCAUUACCCAUCCCUCCUCUCCCUCAGUCCCCGGGCUGCCCCCCCAGCAGCAGCAGGCAGUGCGCGCGCUGCUGCACUCCUUCCUCUCCUCCACACAAGCGGGCGUCCCCCUCCCCGCGCACCCCCACGCGCCUCUCCCCCCCCUCGCGCACCUCUCCCCUGCGGACCGAGCGCGCAUCCGCAACCGCUCCUCCAUCCUCGCCCGCCACGUGUUUGCACACCAGGGGGGGGCGGGCGCGCAGGGGGAGGGCUUUGCCUCCGCGCAGGUGGCCGCGCUGCUGCGCUCCCUGGGCAUAGAGGACCUGGGGGAGGGCGCGGGGGGCGCGGAGGGCGCGCUCAUGGGCGCGCCUGGCCCGCUGGGGGGCAGGUUCCGCGAGUUUGAGGACUUUUGGAAGGAUGCGGGGGAGGUGGCGGGUGGGGGGGGGAUGGUGGCGGGUGUUGGCGGAGGGGGGGGCGCAGGGGGGUGGGUGGGGGAGUUUGAGGCGCAGCAACAGCAGAGGUGGCGGGAGGAGGGGGGAGAGAGCAGCAGCACGGGGUGGGCGGACGAAUUUGCCGAGGUGGGAAAGGGGACGAGCCUCGAGGGCAGGGUGCGGGUGUGGGUGUGCGAUGGGUUUCUUUCUCUCCCCACACUUUCACCUCCCAUCCUCGUUCUUGCCAUCCUCUUUCCGUCGCUGUCCCAUCCCCAUCCCACCUCCUAUCCCCAUUCCCGCACCCUCAUCCCCCUAACCCCAUCUGCCUACUGCCAUCUCCCUGUCUCCGACUGGCAGCAGCAGCAGCGCGUGAGGGAGGAGGCGAGGGCGGGGGGUCCGCGCAGUGAAGCAGAGAGGGUGGCGGCAAGGCAGCAGACACAGCGCAUUGUUGACACACUGGCCCAGGACCCCAACCCCAAGUUCCAGCAAUCCAAGUUCCUGCAGUUUGUAUCGAAGAUGAGCCGUGGCGAGCUGAUAGCUGAGGAGGGCGGAGUGAGGGAGGUGUCUCCUGCAGAAGCAGCAGCGGCAGCAGCAACAGAGCAGUGGGCGAGCGAGUUUGAGAACCUUCACCAGCACGAGCACGUGCACUCACAUGCCAUCAAGGCGGACGCUGACUGGGCCACUGAAUUCGCUGCCCGGAACGAGUCAUCAACGUCGCUGGACUCAAGGGACUGGGCGGACGAGUUUGCACAGCAGAUGGCACAUGCACACCCGCACGGGCACGCGCACGCGGAGGGCGAGGGCGUGGUGGAGGAUGGCGACCCAAGUGCCUGGCUCGAGUCGUAUGAGCGGUACGUGGAGGAGCAGCUGCGGGACGAGCAGCAGAGGAGGGCGGAGUCAUCUUCAUCGCGCUGGCCCUACGCCUUUGCCGACAAGAACCCCUACGUGGGCCACCCCCAGCCCUUCCAGCAAGGGCAAGACCUCUUCAGGCGAGGUCUGUUGAGCGAGGCCAUACUGGCGUUGGAGGCGGAGGUGCUGCGCAACGAGGGCAACGCCGAGGCCUGGCGCCUGCUGGGCGUCUCCCACGCCGAGAACGACGACGACCGACAGGCCAUAGCAGCCAUGACGCGUGCUCGAGAUGCGGACCCCACCAACCUGGAUGUGCUGCUCGCUCUGGGCGUCAGCCACACCAACGAGCUGGAGCAGGCAGAGGCGCUGUACCACCUGCGCAGCUGGCUGCAGAACCACUCCAAGUACAAGACCCUCGUGCCACCGUCGGGCCCGGCCUCCAUGUCCCACUCCGACGUGGUGCAGCUGUACACGGAGGCAGCUCGCAUGGCGCCAGAGGAUGCCGACCUGCAGGUGGUGCUGGGUGUGCUGUUCAACCUCUCCCACGAGUACGACCGUGCCAAGUCAGCCUUCCGUAGGGCCCUUGCGCUGCGCCCCUCCGACUACUCGCUCUGGAACAAGCUGGGCGCCACACAGGCCAACAGCGCCCAGUCCGCUGAAGCGAUUGAGGCAUAUCAGAAGGCUUUGGAUCUGAAGCCCAAUUAUGUUCGUGCAUGGACGAACAUGGGCAUUGGAUAUGCCAACCAAGGCAAGUAUGAGGAGUCGGCCCGCUAUUAUGUGCGUGCGAUUGCGAUGAAUCCAACGGCAGAGAAUGCGUGGCAGUACCUGAGAAUCGCAUUAAGCUGCGCUGGAAAGGCGGAGCUACUCCCAGCUUGUGAUGCCCAUGAUGUGGAUGCUCUUCAGAGGAAGUACCCGUUGUGA
Molecule: messenger RNA, 2844 nt
Organism: Closterium sp. Naga37s-1
Lineage: Eukaryota; Viridiplantae; Streptophyta; Zygnematophyceae; Desmidiales; Closteriaceae
Source: the annotation of a GenBank genome assembly